Molecule: messenger RNA, 538 nt
Organism: Rubroshorea leprosula
Lineage: Eukaryota; Viridiplantae; Streptophyta; Magnoliopsida; Malvales; Dipterocarpaceae
Source: the annotation of a GenBank genome assembly
AAGAAUUCUGAUUUGUAGAAGGACGCAUGGAAUUCUUUAUAGUUGCAAUUAUUAUUUUUUCUUCAUUUUUCGUUGUGGCAAUUAUUUUUAGUUGUAUCUGUCGAUUUUAUGGCGGCCCUGCAUAUGGCGGUAGGUCCGGCCAUGGUGGUGGUAGUGGACCUCAUCGUUUCGGGGAAGGUGGAGAUCAAGUAGGCAUAGAUAUCGGUGGAGGUGAUGAUUGGGGUAGUGGAGGAGGCUAUAUGGGAGGAGGUUAUGAUGGAGGAGGUGGAGGUGGUGGUUUUGGUGGUGGAGGUGGUUGUGGUGGUGGUGGUGGUGGAGGUGGAGGAGGCGGUGGUGACGGUGGUGGCGGCGGAGGUGGAGGUGGCGGUGGCGGCGGCUGUUGAUGCACUAAUCAUUUUCGAAUUAUUAUUUUGGGACGUCUACAAACCAUUAAAAGAACACAAAAUAUUUGACUAUUUCUUUUGUUUGUAAAAUUUCUUUUUUGAUUAUAUUCUUUUAUUAAGAAAAAUUGUAUUUGUACUAAAGGAAUUGUGAAUUU